Messenger RNA from Sinocyclocheilus rhinocerous, 1243 nucleotides. Its product is annotated as guanine nucleotide-binding protein G(I)/G(S)/G(O) subunit gamma-3. Gene Ontology annotation, cellular component: heterotrimeric G-protein complex. The record is from RefSeq and is a predicted model, not a curated record. The transcript has 3 exons. Lineage: Eukaryota; Metazoa; Chordata; Actinopteri; Cypriniformes; Cyprinidae. Gene Ontology annotation, biological process: G protein-coupled receptor signaling pathway. Bases 195 to 422 code for a protein of 75 amino acids. Gene Ontology annotation, molecular function: G-protein beta-subunit binding.
ACGUACGAAGAGACUGGUGUUCAUUGUAGCAGAAUUGCAGUGCACUGGACUGUACAGAACUGGGUAGCAUCCACACUGUCUAUGAGGGUGCGGUCCGGCUGCACUGAAAGCAACAACACUGACAGAUAGAGAGAGAGAAGGAAUAAGACAGAAGAGGAGGGAGCGAUAUCACCACAAGAGGAAUACAGCAAGGGAUGAAAGGAGACACCCCUGUGAACAGCACCAUGAGCGUCGGUCAGGCCAGGAAGCUGGUGGAACAGCUAAAGAUUGAAGCCAGUUUUUGUCGAAUCAAGGUGUCUAAGGCAGCGGCGGACUUGAUGGCCUACUGUGAUGCCCAUGCAUGUGAGGACCCUCUCAUCACCCCUGUGCCCACUUCAGAAAACCCGUUCAGGGAGAAAAAGUUCUUCUGUGCUCUACUCUGAGCAGCACACAGGAAGAGCAGGAUUAGUCUCAUUUAGAUGAUAAUGAUUUGUGUACGCACAUCACACAACACAACACAACACUCAACGAGACACGACACAGCAAAAUAAAUCCCAAAUUAAGCUUUAAUAAAUGCAAAGUGGUUUCUAAAUUUCAGCGAUUGACAGCGCAAAGACCAAAUUUACAAAAUCAUGCUUGUGAGGAUAUUUUUAUUCUCCUGUUUUUUUGGGAAACCCUGUUCCUUUUCAUUAAGGGGACAAAACAGCAUCAAGAUCGAUGCAAAUUGAUUAGAUGAAACACACACUGAUACACACAUAUGCAAGCACACAGUUUUUUAAUCAAGCAAAAGGAAAUAGGUGUGGGUCUGGAUAUUUCAAUAAUUUCAAAUUUUACUAUAUUCAAGACAUUCGUUAUGUUCUUCACAUAGCAUACUAUGGUGAUUUACAAAUUCUGUAUGUAUAUUUUGAUUUUUUUAAUGUUUUGUUUGAGGUUACUAUGUACGCUACGCUGGUUGACAUUUCUGAUUAACUGGUAGAGCUUUUAAAGUUUAGAUUAUUGUGAGAAAGUGAGACUGCUAAUACCUACACACAAAUACCACCAGUGCAUAGCACUCCUAAAGGGGUUUGUAAAAUGAAAUUUAUGUCCUAAAACCAAUUACAUUUUUCUGACCACUAAAACAAAUGGUAUCUAGUCUGGAAAUUAGUUUAAAAGAUAAAUUACUGAAGAAAAGUGUAAAGAGAAUAUCUGUUAAAACUUGUGGUCCCAAGUAAUUAAAAUAAUGCAGACAGAAUCCAAUGAAGGAAUGAAUAAAUCUUUUAAACGA